Molecule: messenger RNA, 822 nt
Organism: Pieris macdunnoughi
Lineage: Eukaryota; Metazoa; Arthropoda; Insecta; Lepidoptera; Pieridae
Source: the annotation of a GenBank genome assembly
AUGCUGCCUCUACUUAUAUUCCUGUUUGUCACAUCAGCACUAGCAAACGACUGCUCACAUAACUUCCAUCGAAUGAACUAUACUAGAUCGGCAAUACUAACGAUAAAAGGUUUACCAACAAACCUUGCAUUCAAUUCUCAUACAAAUGACCUAUAUUUCACGUUAAUUGAUAUGGAAACUUUACAAAACGAUGAAAUACAGACUAAAAUGGAUCAAUAUAUUUUAAGAAAUGGUGAACCAAUAAAAAUUGAAAAUGUCAACGGUCAAGCCGCAGCCGUAGAUUACGAAAAUGACAAAGUAUACAUUGCAAGUGAUGAUGGACUGCAUGUAUUAAACAAAACGGGCAGAGCCAACUUUAUAGCGAUGAAAGAUGAAGACAUUGUCCAGCUGUUUAAACCACGACAUUCAGAUAAUAUCUAUGCGGUGUUCUUCCCUAACAACGAAGUUUAUAAGUUUAAUUUAACUAGUAACGAAAAGGAAAGGGUUGAAAAUGUCCCGUGUGCGUACAUAUUAGCAGUAGAUGGUGACGAUAAUAUUUACUAUGAAUGUGAUUCCAAGUACGUGAGAGUUUUGUUGAAAGGUUUUCAAGAAUCUAUAGAAUUCAUGGGCAUACCUAAGAACUCUGCUCGGGCGAUUACGACUAACGAUGACAGCGAUGUCGUGUUAGCAUCAAACGAUGGAUUGUAUUGGUUAAGGCCGGAUAAUAUAAUUCCUAAGAAAAUGAUGGAUUUAGACUAUAUUCCGGCUGGCAUAGCCUUUAACGGUGACAGCUUUUACAUAUCAACGACUGACGUGAUUUACAAAUAUGAAAUGUGCCAAUAA